Molecule: messenger RNA, 3255 nt
Organism: Letharia lupina
Lineage: Eukaryota; Fungi; Ascomycota; Lecanoromycetes; Lecanorales; Parmeliaceae
Exons: 6
Coding region: 1-3255 (1084 amino acids)
Biological process (GO): positive regulation of transcription by RNA polymerase II
Cellular component (GO): nucleus
Molecular function (GO): ATP binding; ATP-dependent chromatin remodeler activity; DNA binding
Source: RefSeq, a predicted model, not a curated record
AUGGAGGGAAAACGUAGCUCCCGCAGAAAGGAGCAGAUUUCAUACGAGAUAUCAGAUGACUCGGACAACGUUGACGCCUCUUCCUCGCUCGACUCUACAUUCUCUACGCCUCAGAAGGCUCCUCGGACGCGGGUGAGCAUUAUCGAUCUGGAAGAUGAGCUCGAGGAAAUUGAAUCACCUAAAACUCCACCCCCUCGUCUCUCAUCUGCCGGGCAUGCGUUACGUCAACCCAACGAACUUGCUCUGUCCUUACGGGCACAGGAAAAUGGCGAUAAGCGUAUCGCCAAGAAGAGAAAGAUCACAAAGAGGCAUGCAAAACCGAAGACUAUAUUACAGCCCUCGGCUCCUAAAACAGCUCGUCAGGAACUCCGGAAUUAUGUCAACACGGAGACAGCCGGAAAGAGAUCAAACUUCUUUGUGGCAAAAAAGGACCUCUUCCUACCCUUACUCCCGGAAGGCAACCAUGUUCAGCGCCUUAUGGCUCAACGUCAACAAAGCGGGAAGAGGGAAGAAGAUCUGAGUGUGCCUUAUGAGAUCAUUGAGCAUCAGCCUGCAGGAAUCAAAGCGGACAUGAAGCCCUAUCAGCUACUGGGCUUGUCUUUCCUGAUUUAUCUUCACAGGAAUGGUCUAUCUGGCAUUCUCGGUGAUGAAAUGGGUCUCGGAAAGACCUUACAGACGCUGUCUUUGAUCCAGUACCUGAAAGAGAGUCGAAAGCUUUCAACCUCGAGUGUUGAGCUUCGACCUUGUCUCGUGGUAUGCCCCUUGAGCGUCCUUAGCUCGUGGAUGGCUGAAUCUCGACGAUGGACUCCUGAUUUGAAAGUUUUGAGAUUCCAUGGGUCUGUACAUGAGCGCGACCGACUGAAGAGGAUAGCGAUGGGCGAUAUUGAUACCUUCGGCAAUGAGACCAGAGGAGCACGCAAAAAGAAGAAUGAUCGCCGCACUGCUACUGGCAAGCCUAUCAUUGAUCUAGAUUCCGAUGCGGACGAUGCUCAGGGAGUUGAUCUCAUCGUUACAACAUACGAAGGGUAUCUGGCCGAGCAAGGCUGGUUCAAAAAGGCAUUCCUCUGGAGCUACGUCGUCCUUGAUGAAGGACACAAAAUUAAGAAUGAUCUCAGCUUGGUUUCCAAAGCGCUUCAAGGAUUAGGCGCAGAGUACCGUUUGAUCCUGACAGGCACACCAUUGCAGAACAAUUUAGUAGAAUUGUGGGCCUUGCUCCAUUGGCUCUAUCCUGAGGUCUUCACGGAGAAGACCGCCGAGCUUUUCAGGUCCUCGUUCAACCUUAAUAAGGGACAAGUCAGCACCAAAGUCAUGGACGAUGCUCGGCGCUUGCUUGAGAUCAUAAUGCUCAGAAGGAUGAAGAACAGCCCUGGAGUGGAUCUCAAUCUUCCACCAAAAACCGAAGUACUACUAUACGUUCCUCUAACUCCUAUGCAGAGAUUUUGGUAUAUGAGACUAUUGACUCGCGCCGACAAAGGACUUUUGGAGGAGUUGUUUCAAGGUGCCCAACAAAAGGAGGCCGUUGCUCUCAAACAGGAGUCGGAAGAGGGAGGCAUCUUGCAAGAAAAGGGUAUAGAAGAGCUAGAAGCAUUGGAAAACAAAGCAUACGGAGGGGAAGAAGCCGCGACUGAGUGGCAAGAGACUAAAGAAAUUAUGCGCCAAGCCCUGGAGCACGAACAGCAGGACGAAAACAGGAGUACGGCCUGGAAGAAGCUGAUGAACCUUUUAAUGCAAUUGAGAAAGCACGUGAUCCAUGCAUCAGCCAAAUUUAUCGUACUCGACAAGAUUAUCGAUGAGUUGGUCGUGAAACAAAAGAAAAAAGUCCUCAUCUUCUCUGGCUUUACUCGUAUGCUGGACUGCUGCGAAGACUUCUUGCACCUACGCGGUGCUGGGGAGCAAUUCAAAUACGUCAGACUCGACGGGGGUACUUCGCGCGCCCGACGGAACCUUGGUAUACGCAUGUUCAAUCAGGAAGAAUCCGAGUAUCGGGUUAUGCUAAUCUCGACUCGCGCUGGCGGCCUGGGCAUCAACCUAGCGACAGCAUCCGAUGUCGUUAUGCUCGAUCAGGACUGGAACCCACAGAUCAUGCUGCAGGCUGAAGCUCGUGCUCAUCGCAUAGGACAGAAGAAGCCUGUGACCGUAUAUAAGCUCUGUACACAAGGCACGGUUGAACAGCAGAUGAUGGGCAGAAUUCAGAAAAAGCUUUACCUCUCUGCGAAGGUGACAGAGUCAAUGCGAGAUAUUCAUUUACAGUCGGCAACGAAGAAGAAGAAAGGCCCAGGAGGUAGAGUUGUGGAAGCGGCAGAAGAUGAUAUGCCGCAGCUUGAUACAACCCAGUUGAUGUCCUUGGUCCGACGAGGAGCCCAGGCACUCGCACGUCCAGAACUUGACGUGAACGAGAUGCUGAGUUGGGACUUCUCAACAAUGCUCGAGAAGUGCAAAGAUCAACCCGCCGACAUCCACGUCUCGGGGCAGAUACAAGUCGGUGUCUCUGUGAAGGAAGAAGACGAGAAGAGAUGGUUGGCUCAGAUAGAACAAGUCGAGGCGCGUGUCUUCGAGGGCAAAAAGCAUAUCAAGGUUAGAGAAUCCAAUGGCUACGACGGAAUUGCUCAAGAAUGGUCCAGAGAGGAAAGACGAAUUGGCAAAAACACUACUGUCAUCAUAGAUGGCCAUGUCGUAAGUAAGGAAAGCGCCAAUUGUGCCGACUGGGAGGCUGUGCCAACAAUGGCGGGCAAAGAUCCUCGGCUAGCGGAGCCUAGGCGGGAGAAAAAGCCCGAAGUAGUUAAUCAGGAGGUCUACAGCCGCUGGUGUGAGAGAGGAUUCUGUGAGGACUGUCUCGACUGGGACAAAACGGAACUUCUCGGCGAAAAUCUUAAAGAGUACGAACUACUUGGCUUUCCGGCAGUCCCGCAAGCAUUUUACAUAAAAUGUCCGAGCUGUUUCGACCACCAUGUUGAGACUCCUGAGGCAGCUGAUUAUUGUGUUUAUCAGGCCGAAGAGAUCGAUGCUCGUUAUGAGGUCUUAGUGGAAGCGCAGGCUUUGGUUGCAGCUGCCACACAGGUCGGGAAGAAGCCCGUGCCUCAAACGCCGGCUGAGAGUCUGACCGAUGGGACGACCUUGGACAACAGUUCUGGCAUUAGCACCCCUCGGUUUGGAGACUUUGCAAAUACUACGAGCAGCCGGAAACGCAAAGAUGGCCCACAAUCUGUCAAACAAACGCCUACACCCUCAAAGCGUUCGAAGGGUAUCUCAAUUUAG